Molecule: messenger RNA, 952 nt
Organism: Protobothrops mucrosquamatus (brown spotted pit viper)
Lineage: Eukaryota; Metazoa; Chordata; Lepidosauria; Squamata; Viperidae
Gene: FNDC11
Product: fibronectin type III domain containing 11
Exons: 1
Molecular function (GO): protein binding
Source: RefSeq, a predicted model, not a curated record
CCCAGGUAGGAUGAACAUUGGAAUGACUGACGUCUACUUGAACAAGUUAGGAGCCAACCUCCCAACCAUGGCGUACCACGACGAAGAGCCGGAGAACGAAGCUUGGCGCAUCUCCUCGGAGAGGAAGAACGUGGUGCUGGAAUUCCUGCACACGGAUCUGAGCCUGCACCUGCUCCGACGCCAUCACAAACGGAUCGAGCUUCUCAAGAAGUGCUCCUACUACCUCGAAAUCCUGCCCAAGCACCUGGCCCUGGGCGAUCAGAACCACCUGAUGCUUCCCACCACCAUGUUCCAGCUGAUCGAUCCUUGGCGGUUCCAAAGGAUGAAAAAAGUGGGCACCAUCCAGACCAAGAUUCAGCUGCUGCUCCUGUCUGACCUGCUAGAAGAAUUAGAGAGAGGUCGGGAGGAGCUGGUCCAACUUCUGGAGAACUGCGACAUGAUGACGUUCCUUUCCAGGUGGGACACGGUCAGGCAGAAGCUCUCCAGACUUUCGGAACAGAUGGAUUACUUCCUGGCCAUACUGGUCCCCGGAAGGUUGUACAUCAAACACCGGCUGGUCUCCGACGUUGGGAUCACCAAAAUCCCACACAUCAGACUAGUCCUCAGCACCAAGAUGCCGGUGAUGUUUGACCGGAGGGAAUCCGUGGCUCACGAAGACUGGGUCAGCCUCAAAUGGUUGGUCACCAGCCAGCAGUCCCAGCUUGACCAGUUUGAACUCCACUUUCGGCUGUUGGAGCCCAGAACGCCUCAAGAGCGAGUCCAGUGUGGAAUUAUGCCGGUCACCUCCCACACGUGUGAAAUCCACAACUUGUUGCCCGACUGCUUGUACAGGUUCACCGUCCGAAGAGCGGAAACCUACACGCUUGUUUACGAACCGUGGCACGAUUCCCUACUGCUUAAGACUAAACCGUAUCUUGCCGAAAGCAACGGAGAGACCACCACACAACCCUGA